Messenger RNA from Asparagus officinalis (garden asparagus), 2168 nucleotides. RefSeq names its product probable receptor-like protein kinase At1g49730. Gene Ontology annotation, biological process: protein phosphorylation. Lineage: Eukaryota; Viridiplantae; Streptophyta; Magnoliopsida; Asparagales; Asparagaceae. The record is from RefSeq and is a predicted model, not a curated record. The annotation marks the transcript as partial. The transcript has 9 exons. Gene Ontology annotation, molecular function: ATP binding; protein kinase activity.
AUAACAAAUAUCUACCCUGAAGUUUCAGAUUGUCCACUGGAUUUGAGUUGGCCUAAUUUUACUUUAGCAGCUUCUUCCUGUUCAACUCGAAGUGGAAGAGCAAAAUGUUGUCGCUAUAUGAAUGCUUUUGUCACAGUUUCUCUUGCUCGGUAUGCAAAGACAACAGGAAAUCUAGGAGUUCCAGCAUCAUUAACUGAUAUUUGCCUCAAUCAUGUAUCUGAAAACUUAAAUUCGUAUGGAAUUCCACCCAAUGCCACUAUAUUUUGUGGGUUAGGAGAAAAAAUUCAUGUUUCAAAUCAGUGCCAGGGUAGAUCAACUGUCUUAGAAAUGCUACAGUCACCUAAUUUCGAUGAUGUUAUUAGAAACUGCAAGAUGCCACUUUCAAAUGAAAAUAGUUGCAGGAGGUGCUUAAACUCUGAUAUUCUUUACCUUCGCCAUCUUAUUGGAGUACAAGAUAAUGUCACGUUAAGUACUUGUCGUGAUGCAGCUUUCGUUGCGCUUUCAACUCAAGGAGACAACUUUUCACCUAUUGAUUUCGCAGGUUGCUUCUUUAGUGUCAAGGAGCUUGCCAUUCAUCCAGUGAAUGAUUCAGAACCACCUUCUCAGCCACUCGGACCUGAAGCUUCUCCAAGUCCGGUGUCCUCCAAAGCUCCUGCAGAGCACCUAAUUGCACAUUCACCUCUCAAGAAACAUCGCCACAAACAUUGGUUUAAAUUGAUUACAUCCAUUGGCAUUAUGGUCAUUGGCUCGGCAAUUCUAUUGUUGGUAAUCUUGAUUCUACUUAUUCGAAAGAAAAGUAGAGAGCUCACGAGUGAAGGCGCUCCUAUUGAGAUAUCAUCUGUUGCUUCCCCGUAUAGAAAAAUUCGAAAGAAUCAAAGAGGCCAGAUAAGUGUUUUCAGAAGGUACAGUUACAGAGAGAUAAAGAAGGCAACUGACAAUUUUAACAACACCAUUGGAAGAGGAGGAUUUGCUACAGUCUAUAAAGCACAAUUUGAUGAUGGCUCGAUUGCUGCUGUAAAACGGAUGAAAAGAUUUUCACAGCAUGGGGAAAAAGAAUUUUAUCGGGAAAUGGAGCUUAUUGGCAAAUUGCAUCAUCGCCAUCUUCUUUCUCUCAGGGGUUUUUGCCUUGAGAGACAUGAAAAGUUCCUACUAUAUGAAUAUAUGGAAAAUGGGAGCUUAAAGGACCAUCUCCAUUCACUUGAAAAAGCUCCAUUGGCAUGGCAUACUAGAAUCCAAAUUGCCAUUGAUGUGGCUAAUGCUCUGGAGUACCUGCAUUUCUAUUGUGAUCCUCCUCUCUGUCACAGUGACAUAAAGUCCAGCAAUAUACUUUUGGAUGGUAAUUUCCUAGCAAAGGUUGCUGAUUUUGGUCUUGCUCAUGCUUCAAGAAGUGCUGCAACCAGUUUUGAACCAGUGGAGACAAUUAUCCAGGUAACCCCAGGUUAUGUAGAUCCAGAGUUUGUGGUGACUCAGGAGCUAACUGAAAAAAGCGAUGUGUAUAGUUACGGUGUGCUUCUUUUAGAGCUUUUCACCGGUAAACGAGUAAUACACAAUAACAUAACUCUACUCGAAUGGUCUCAAGAAUUCAUGGAUUCGGACUCCAAACUCUCUGAAUUGAUUGAUCCAAGGAUAUCCAACUCCUUCAACAUAGAACAGUUCCAAGUUAUAGUCAGAAUAAUUCAGUGGUGUACCGAGAGAGAAGGAACAAUGAGACCAACAACUACACAAGUUAUUAGAUUGCUUUAUGAGAGAUUGGACCCUUUACACAGUGCCUUUUUGCAAGCAAUGGAAGAUGAAGGAGACUGUGGUGUUCAAAGGGAAUCAAACCGAGAUGAGCAGAUUAUUGCUUUCAGUGGGGAUCCGAGAUACCUGUCAUCUUCAGGCACUUCGAGAUCUUAUUGUAGUCGUAGCGUUUUGUUAGAGAGUAGUCCACAUUCCCCUAAUGGUGUUUUCUCUACUUGAGAUUUUUAUGUGCAAAUUUUUGUAUUGGUUUGCAUUUUUGUUCAUGAUUUUGAUGCUUAUUCUUUGUUGUUUGUGAUGAGGAAUUGUUGAUUCUGCUCCCUGCCUUUGAGAGAAGUUCUAUGUACAUUUUACUCAGAUGCGUAUUUAUUUUCUUUUGAUCUUGUAUUAAAUCUAACCGAUAUUUUGAUCAGUGAAGAAUUUACGGCUCA